Penicillium cosmopolitanum is the source of this 2802-nucleotide messenger RNA. RefSeq lists its product as uncharacterized. The transcript is spliced from 14 exons. NCBI's taxonomy places the organism in Eukaryota, Fungi, Ascomycota, Eurotiomycetes, Eurotiales, Aspergillaceae. Bases 1 to 2802 code for a protein of 933 amino acids. The record is from RefSeq and is a predicted model, not a curated record.
AUGUCCCAUCGCACACGACGAGGCCCACCUUCUGUCGUGCAUUCUCUGGCCGCCCCAUCAAUCUCGGAAACGGGGAAGGAGAAGAUCCGAGCUCGGUUUAUGGCGAGAUAUCUCGCUCGACGUGCAACUCUGCUGGGCUGGUUUGAUGAAUCUAAAAGCGAUCAUGGCCUCCAGAAUUGGUCUUCAACUUGCGUCGCCGUUCGCAUUUUUGAUGACGAGUAUUCUUUUUUCCCGUACAAUGUCAAUCCCGCACUGAGUGAUGCAAUCGUACGACUAGGCGAGACAUCUGCAGUCGCCAUGUCCUCUGCUUUCACAUCGGCGCUGAUCGAUUCCGUCGCACCGGGUCAGAAGAGUCUCAUUAUGGAGAGCACCAGUGCUCGUAUCCCUAUUGUCUACCGCCUGGAUGAUGUUAACCCCGAUCUUGUCCAUUUUGCACGAGCUUGCAUUGUAGUGCAAGAGAGAAUUGUUUUGGUUUGGUCCCAUGAUGCCGGCGCAAUCCUCAAUGUGGCCUUUGACGUUGAGAGACAGCUCGGUAAGACGGGACCUCGCAUCUCGAAUGUAACCAGCCCCCGAGUCUCCGGACGUUCUUCCCCCUUCGAUCUUGACGCCGAUGCGCUGGCUUCAACUCCUUCCAACAGCAUAAUUGUUCCAGUUCGGGGAGCCCUUGAUGAGAAGCAUGAGAUCUACAGCAAGGCUGUCGCACUAGAAAAUGGCGAAGAGGAGGAUGAUCCGGUUGUCGAUCUGGAAGGGAACAUGGCUCCGAGACCAACUCAUCGAAUCCAUGCGUUCAAGAUUAGCUUUGCCAUCAUGCUGGUGAUUUUGACACAGUCACUUGGAGUAGCUCGCUUGCUCAAUGAGUGGGCAUGGGACGGAGACUUUACGCGAUUUGCAUUGGUUUCUACUAUUCCUCCGCUUUCGCUAUUUUCUCUGUUUUUUUUCAUUGUUCUCGUUACAAGCGCCUUCCAACUCUUACUACCAGCCACUUUCUGCUUGAAGAACUCCAAGUUCCACUCUGCGAUUAAACCAAAUCUCAAAUUCCACCAUGAUUAUGAACUGCCCCACAUCACCAUCCAAAUGCCCGUGUACAAGGAGGGCCUCAAAGGUGUCAUUGUCCCUACCAUGAUGAGUGUUCUCGCUGCCGUCCAAUUCUACGAAGAGCAAGGAGGUACUGCAUCGGUUUUCAUCAACGAUGACGGUAUGCAGUGUAUUCAACCCGAGCUCGCCGAAGCCCGCAGGCAAUACUACAGGGAAAAUGGAAUUGGCUAUACAGCGCGUCUCCCGAACAAGAAGGGAUCUUCCAAGAAGGCUUCGGGCUUCAAAUGGUUCCGCAAGGGCAAGCCAGUCGAGGAAAUUACGGAAUCCGAGAAAGAGGAAGAUGCAACUAGUCCCCAGGCCAUCGCUAACAAAAUUGGCUUCGAACGCAAGGGAAAGUUCAAGAAGGCCAGCAACAUGAACUAUGGUCUCGCAUUUUCCAAUAGGGUUGAAGAUGAAAUGGUUCGUCUGGUUGACUUGGAAUGCCAGAGCCGUGGAUGUAUGAAUGAAGACUUGACUGUCGAGGAUGAUGAUCGGAUAUACCAGCAGGCUCUCGCCAAUAUGCUUGCUGAGGAUGAAGGUCGCACUUGGGCUGAAGGAAAUAUCCGUAUCGGUGAACACAUCCUGAUCAUUGACUGUGACACCCGAGUUCCCGUUGACUGUCUCCUCUAUGGAGCAUUGGAGAUGCACGAGAGUCCCGAGGUCGCAAUCGUUCAACACGGCUCUGGUGUUAUGCAAGUAGUCAACAACAUGUUUGAGGACGGCAUCGCAUAUUUUACCGACGUUGUAUAUACGGCUAUCAAGUACGGUGUUGGCUGUGGUGAUGUAUCUCCCUUCGUUGGCCACAACGCCUUCCUGCGGUGGAAGGCUAUCCAGAGCAUUUCAUUUGUGGAUCCAUCAGAUGGCCAAACCAAGUGGUGGUCUGAUGCACAUGUCUCUGAGGACUUCGACAUCAGUCUUCGUUUGCAGAUGCAGGGAAUGACUGUUCGUCUGGCUACAUACCAUAAUGGUGGCUUCAAGGAGGGCGUGUCUCUCACCUUGUAUGAUGAGUUAACGCGUUGGGAAAAGUAUGCAUAUGGUUGCAACGAGCUUGUUUUCCAUCCAUUCUAUAAAUGGCCAUACAAGGGACCAGUCACGCGUCUCUUCCUUCGUUUCUUGUGGAGCAACAUGCCUGUCACUAGCAAAAUAACCAUCAUUGCUUAUAUCUUUACCUACUACGCAAUCGCAUCGGGUAUGCUUUUGGCUACUGUGAACUACGUCAUUGUCGGUCUUUUCAACUCCUCGAUUGAUCACAUCUACCUUCAAUCUUGGGGAAUCUGGAUUUCCCUGGUCGUCGUGUUCAACGGUGUUGCUUCGGUCGCAUUCAGUAUGGCUCGCCAUCAGCUAAAAGAGAUGGUUUUCUGGAAAGCCCUUCUUAAGUCGAUGAUGUGGCUCCCGUUUCUGAUCGUAUUCUUUGGUGGAAUCAGUCUCAAUUGCGCCAAAGCUAUUCUUUGCCACGCUUUCAGCAUCAACAUCGAGUGGUCGUCAACUGCCAAAGAACCCGGUCCAUCUGGCUUCUUCAUUGGUCUUGACAAGAUGGUCAAGAAAUUCAAAUAUACUUGGGCCAUUUGCGCCUUCCUUGCUGGAGUAAUGAUCUUCAUGGCCCUUGGCACUCCCUGGGGUUGGAAAAUAAAACCUGGGGAAUAUUCUACUGCCAGCAUCGCCAUCGGCCCGCUCGCUAUCCAGAUUGUGAAUGCUGCCAUUCUCCCGUUGAUUCUUGGCUUGAACUAA